This is a messenger RNA of Corylus avellana, 1077 nucleotides long. Its product is annotated as PLATZ transcription factor family protein. The record is from RefSeq and is a predicted model, not a curated record. Gene Ontology annotation, molecular function: zinc ion binding. Lineage: Eukaryota; Viridiplantae; Streptophyta; Magnoliopsida; Fagales; Betulaceae.
GAUUUUUGUUUCCAUUUCUACUUCUAUUUUCUUGUUUUUUUGUUUGGAUGGAUACAUUGCUGUAUUAUCUUUUAGGUUUCUAGUCUCUACAUGACAUCUCGCUGUUCCGCUGCUUCACAACCCAUUGUAUUGUGAGAAAUCUGUGUUUUUGUCAUUGCACAGCAAUCCCUGCAACCGUAGCAAAUUCAAUUCAGUCUGAAAUUCAAAUGGAUUGGUUUUUCCAGGCAGAGUGUGAGUUUUAUAUGAAGAAAAAGAAAACAGACUGGCUUAGUACUCUUUUACAUAGGAAAUUCUUUGGUUCUUGCAUUCAUCAUCAAGAGCUUCGGAAAAAUGAAGAAAAUGUGUUUUGCAUCGACUGUAGUCUUGGAUUUUGUAGGCAUUGUAUGACAGCUCAUUGCUUCCACCGGCGGCUUCAGAUCUGCAAAUAUGUCUACCAUGAUGUUGUCCGCCUUCAAGAAAUGCAGAAGCAUCUUGACUGCUCUAAAAUUCAGACAUAUAAAAUCAAUGGUGAAAAAGCCGUGCAUCUCAAUCCUCGACCGCAAUCCAAAGAUGCGAAACCAUCAACUAAAUCAAAGUUUGGUGGUACUUGCGAAGCUUGUGGGAGAUACCUACAAGACCUUCCUAAUCGCUUCUGUUCGAUUGCAUGCAAGGUCUCGGUAAUUUCUGUGAAGCCUAAGGAUCAAAACCAUAACAUGAUUGCUGUCCCCAUUCCUGAAAUUGAUAUGCCUUCGAAGCAAAAUUGCUAUCAAGAAACAGACAUGAAUGAAAUGGAAUCGUCAAUCUCCAUAGCUGAUUCAUCUGAGGAGAUAAGAGCUUGGUUGAAUUCAGCUUUGAAGCCGAGGAGGCUAUUGCACAAGAGGAAAGGGGUCCCUAGGAGGGCUCCUCUUUGUUGAGGCUUAAACAAAAUUAAUGUUCCAUCCUUUCUUUUUUUUUUUUCUUUUUUUUGGGUUGUCAAUUCCUUAUAUUUCUUAUACAGUUCCUGUCAAUUUUAUUUGAUCAAAUUUACAAUUUUGGUCUAUUAAGGCAGUAAAGCAGAUACAUGACAGCUAUUUUUGUUCUAUAAAGGAUAUAAUCUAU